Molecule: messenger RNA, 384 nt
Organism: Ochotona curzoniae (black-lipped pika)
Lineage: Eukaryota; Metazoa; Chordata; Mammalia; Lagomorpha; Ochotonidae
Product: eukaryotic translation initiation factor 1A, X-chromosomal-like
Exons: 2
Coding region: 1-384 (127 amino acids)
Biological process (GO): translational initiation
Cellular component (GO): cytoplasm
Molecular function (GO): translation initiation factor activity; RNA binding
Source: RefSeq, a predicted model, not a curated record
AUGCCUAAGAAUAAAGGUAAAGGAGGUAAAAACAGGCGCAGGGGUAAGAACGAGAAUGAAUCUGAAAAAAGAGAGCUGGUAUUUAAGGAAGACGGACAGGAAUAUGCUCAAGUUAUCAAAAUGCUGGGCAACGGACGUUUGGAAGCCAUGUGCUUUGAUGGUGUCAAGCGGCUCUGCCAUAUUAGAGGGAAAUUGAGAAAAAAGGAUAAUAAAGCAGAUGUAAUUUUGAAGUACAAUGCGGAUGAAGCCAGAAGUCUGAAAGCAUAUGGUGAGCUUCCAGAACAUGCCAAAAUCAAUGAAACGGAUACGUUUGGUCCUGGAGAUGACGAUGAAAUCCAGUUUGAUGAUAUUGGAGAUAAUGACGAAGACAUUGAUGAUAUCUAA